Molecule: messenger RNA, 357 nt
Organism: Pyricularia oryzae 70-15
Lineage: Eukaryota; Fungi; Ascomycota; Sordariomycetes; Magnaporthales; Pyriculariaceae
Exons: 1
Coding region: 1-357 (118 amino acids)
Source: RefSeq, a predicted model, not a curated record
AUGAAACUCUCAACUAUCUCCGAUCUACCCCCAAAACCACGCCGACCCCUGGUUUUAAACCUACACCGACUCUCCCGCAGACACCAUCAGUCUCAAAUGAUCUUGGCUAUUUUGCACCUCGCGGUAGUGCCACGAGGUGGAAAUCUGCUGUUUCUACGCCUUCGACACCAAAGCCCGAGGAAGCUACGAAAAUGUCACUGCCGCCUAUGGAGCCACUCAGUCCAGUUCAGGCAUCCGCAACGCUGCCUCAGAACCAAAAGCUUUCUCCGGUGGUAUCGACUUCCAAACCUACAGCGCCAGCUGCCGAGUCACCUCCAUCAAAAACCCAGGCCAAGAAUUCGCCAGUACCAAAGCUAG